CGCAGCCUAGAGCGGAGCGUCAUGGCGGUGUAGAGCGGAUUACUCUCAAUGUUUACAUUCUCUUGACCGUCUCAUUUCUCCUUCUACACCAGUUUUUACCGCAAGACUGCACAUCUGUUGGAACUAACGCAAAGCCCAGGUUCAGUGUGAUUACGAUCCAGGACUGUGGCCUGCUACUCUCUCUGGACUGUGACCCUCUCUGCCCACCUCUCCUGGGGCCAUGGUUGAAGAGGGGCAGCAGAGUUUGGAGGCCAAUGGGAGCCCAGUUUUAGAAGACCAACACUUACAGGUGCCGUUCCCAUUGCUGCAUGGAGAGUGUGUGGAACACAUUGGGAGGGGAGAGGGCUCUGUCAUUGCCUUAACCAGCUACCGCCUUCACAUCAACCUGCAAGACAACGUCAUCAAUGUUCCUCUGCAGCUGAUAGAAAGUGUGGAGUGUCGCGAUCUGACACAACUGCACCUCACCUGCAAAGACUGCAAGAUUAUCAGGUGUCACUUCCUGUCUCCAGAGCAGUGUCAGGAUUGGUUAAGAAGGAUAACUGCAGUCAUGCGGCCGCCGGCCAGACUAGAGGAGCUCUUCGCCUUUGCGUUUCUCUCGUGUAGUGCGAGCGUGUCUGAUGAGGAGAGAGAACUGCAUGAUGGGAUCUGUCGUGCAGGAGGACAUCAGUGGAGGUUUAAGAGUGAGAUGGAGCGGAUGAACUUUGACAUACACAGUGCCUGGAGAAUCUCCAACAUCAACAGCAACUACAGGUUGUGUGCCAGUUACCCCGAGAAAAUUGUUGUGCCUGCUGCAAUCACAGACCAAGAACUGGAAAAGGUUGCGGCGUUUCGAUCUUGGAAGAGAAUCCCAUCUGUUGUUUACAGGCACCAGAGUUCAGGUGCUGUGAUCGGUCGAUGUGGGCAGCCUGAGGUCAGCUGGUGGGGAUGGCGAAAUGCUGACGAUGAGCAUUUGAUUCAGGCCAUUGCAAAAGCCUGCAUCACAGAUCCAGUGGCGAGCAAACAGCACAGCAAUGGCUCAUGCGUUCAGCAUCACGUGAACGGUACCGAUCCUCACGUGGCCAAUGGGAACGUGGAGGCGGAGCCCAGAGCCACACCCCCUCAGAAGCUGUUAAUAAUGGACGCCAGGUCAUAUGCAGCUGCAGUAGCCAAUCGAGCGAAAGGGGGCGGCUGUGAAUGCCCAGAGUACUAUCCCAACAGUGAGGUGAUGUUUAUGGGUAUGGCCAACAUUCACUCCAUCCGCAAGAGCUUCCAGUGUUUGCGAACUCUCUGUGCUCAAGUCCCUGAUCCGGUCAAUUGGCUGUCUGCUCUGGAGGGCACUAAAUGGCUGCAGCACUUGUCUCUGCUGCUGAAGGUGUCUCUGCUGGUGGUGAACGCAGUGGAUCGGGACCGCAGGCCCGUCCUGGUGCACUGCUCUGACGGCUGGGACAGAACACCGCAGAUAGUGGCUCUGUCCAAACUGCUCCUGGAUCCAUUCUACAGGACCAUCGAGGGUUUCCAGGUGCUGGUUGAGAUGGAGUGGUUGGAUUACGGUCAUAAGUUUGCCGAUCGCUGUGGUCACGGUGAGAACGCAGAAGAUCUGAACGAGCGCUGUCCGGUGUUCCUGCAGUGGCUGGACUGUGUUCAUCAGCUUCAGAGACAGUUCCCAUGCUCCUUUCAGUUCAACGAGGCCUUCCUGGUGAAAUUAGUUCAGCACACAUACUCGUGUCUUUUCGGGACGUUCCUGUGUAACAGUGUUAAGGAGCGCGAGGAGCGGUGUGUUCAGGAGAAGACAUGUUCGGUGUGGACUCUCCUGAGACCUACAAACCCAGCCUUCCACAACAUCCUCUAUUCACCACGAUCUGAGACGAUUUUGCACCCCGUGUGUCACGUGCGGAGUCUGAUGCUAUGGAGUGCUGUCUACCUGCCUAACUCCGCCCCCUCCACACCCUCUGAUGAGUCAUGUGUGCCAUACUCCGCCCCAUUAGUUACAUCUGUAAGCAGGUUACCAAAGACUCGGUCAUGUGACGAUUUGCCCACAGCGUGUGAGAGUUCGACUUCUGCAACACCAAACCGGCGCAGCAGCGACCCCAACCUGAAAGAGAAGUGGCAAGACCACCUGCUCACCCGGGAGAUCACCAUGGCAACAGAACCAGACGGGAACAGCACGCAGACAUCAGAAAGCAGCACUGACGACAGUCGCAGUAAUUCAGAGACAGCACUGGAUAAUCGACUCAACUGCACGGAACGUGAAACCAACGAUUUUGGUUCUGAAACGUCAAACCUGCGAGGAAUUUCGACAAACGGGGCGGAGCUUUCUGUGGAAAACGGAGUGACUGACAGUCAAAUGGAAAACAUCUUACAGGAAGCGAGAGAAGAGGAUAACAGGAAGCUGGACCUUUUAAUCAGUACACCUGCCUUCGAUAUUCCCGAAGACUUAAAUAUCAUAGUUGGCACUACAGACGCAAGCGAAGUGAACGGCAAGGACCGAGUGGAUAGGCUGUCCGAGAAGCUUGAAGAUCAAGCUAUGAAAAUCGGCAUCGAUAAAUCCUUGACGCCCAAUGUUUGCUCACCCAAGUCCCAUUCUGCUCUGCCCACAAACAGAAACAGUUUAUUAGAAGUGGACGGGUUACAUCCGGAUAACGUGUCUACCCACGAUCACUCACAAUCUAGCAGCAAAUCUCCUAUGGAGAACCACAGUCCGUCUGAGCCGCCCGAAUCGCUAAAAACUCUUAACACCAUCCUCUCAUUUUCUCACUGUCCUGUCUAUCCUCUCUCUCCACCGUCGACCAAUCAGGACAGCCCUGUGUGUAACCACGGCAGCAGUACCGAGACUUCAGCAGCGGGUGACAGUUCUCAAUCUUCACCCCACAAGAGUUUGGCAGGUGUUUCAGGGCGAGGGCCUGCAGUAGCACAGCGUUUAUCAGCGUUGCGUCACCUGGAAAAGGACGGGUUGAGUUUACACAGUGAUGCUGUACAGGUGCGUCUGAGACAGAUGGAGGCGGGGCAUCAACUGCAGGUAGAGACGCUGAAGAAACAGGUGCAGGAGCUGUGGAGUCGUCUACAAGUCAACGGGAAACUGACGCCUCUUCCGGACGGUGAGAAUAAUGAUGAUUCUGGCUGUUUGCCGCUCUGCAGUACUGAACUCCUAUCACAAUCCAACUGGGAACAGAUUGAACAUCAGGACACAGAGGUUGCACAGUGGUACUCGGAUCACCCAGCAUCCCGUUGCUAUUGUUGCGAGAGGACAUUUUGGCUGGCGGCAAGAAAACAUCACUGCCGUGGCAGAGAGCCUGUUGAAGAGGCCUGGAACUGUGGGAAUGUGUUCUGCGCCAGCUGCUGCGACCAGAAGGUGGCGGUACAGAGUCAACAGCUUUGUGAGCCAAACCACGUGUGCCAGGCGUGUUACGGGCACCUCCGGCCCUCAGGCGUGCCCCCCGUGCUGCCUCCUGCUGAUCUGGAGCUCGAGAAACCCAUUACUGCCAGCUCCAACUAGAACUACAUCACCUUACACACACAUCCCGAAUAAAACAAUACGAGAAGCCCAAAGCUCACCCUGAGAAAGGUGUAGUCCACCCAACAAUGAAUUUUAUGUCAUCGUUUACUCUCCCACAUGUUGUUCCAAACCUGUAUGACUUUCUUUAGUGGAACACAAAACAAAUUGUUUACAGAUUGUUCAUGCUGCUCUUUUUAUUUGGCCAUUUAGUUUCAUGAAGAGCGCAUCAGUAGACCGUUUUCACGAUCCUUCAGGGCUGCACAAUUAAUCAAAAUGACAUCAAUAUGGCGAUAUGGUUAUGUGUGAUUAAAGACAUAAACAUGGUCUGUGUGCACUUCAGAAUAAUUGGGUGUCAUGCUGUUCUGUGCACACACGGGGCUCAUGGGCUCGUGUUUUUAGCGCUUUUAAGGAAUAUUUCGGGUUCAAGUUAAGCUCGAUCGACAGCAUUUGUGACAAUGUUGAUUGCCACUAAAAUGUAUUUAGACUCAUCCCUCCGUUUCUUAAAAAAGCAAAAAUCUGUGUUCCAGUGAGACACUUACAACCCCAAUUCCAAAAAAGUAGGGACAGUAUGAAAAAUGCUAAUAAAAACAAAAAGGAGUGAUUUGUGAAUUAUAUUCACCCUUUGCUAUAUUGAAAGCACUGAAACUACACAUUAUAUGAUGUUUUUCCUUGUGAAUUUCAUUGUUUUUUGAAAAUGAACAAAUGAUUUCAAAUCAGAUGAUUGUAACACGCUCCAAAAAAGUUGCAAUUUAAGAGUACUAACGAUUUGACGAGUUAAAAUAACAAGGCGAUGUGAAACAGGAGAUGUUCAACAGGUGAGGCAAUCGUGUCAUAGUAUAUAAGGAGCCUCCAAAAACAGCCUAGUCCUUCAAGAGAAAGGAUCAUUCGAGACUUGUCAAUUUACCAACAGAUGCUUCAGCAAAUAAUCCAGCACUUUGAGAACAAUGUUCCCCAAAGACAAAUUGGAAGGAUUUUGGGCAUUUCACCCUUUACAGUGCACAAUAUAGUGAAAAGAUUCAGUGAAUCUGGUCAAAUCUCAGUGCGUAAAGGGCAAGACGAAAACAACAUCUGAAUGCUCGUGAUCUCUGAUCCCUCAGCCAUCACUGUCUUAAAAAACAUCAUUCAUCUGUAACGGAUAUCAUGAACAUGGGCUUGGGAUUACUUUAGUAAACCUUUGUUAGUCAACAUCACUCGCCGCUGCAUCCUCAGAUGCAAGUUAAGACUUUACUAUGUAAAGGAGAAGCCAUACAUCAACACUGUCCAGAAACGCUGCCGACUUCACUGGACUCUAUCUCAUCUUAGAUGGAAAGUAGAACAGUGGAACUGUGUUUUUUGGUCUGAAGAGUCCACAUUUCAAAUAGUUUUUGAAAAACAAAGCUGUUGUGUUAUCCGGGCCAAAGAGGAAAAGGACCGUCCAAGCUGUUAUCAGCAUCAGGUCCAAAAGCCAGUGUCUGUAUGGACCAGGGGUGUGUCAGUGCCCAUGGCAUGGGUAACUCGCACAUCUGUGAGAACACUAUGAAUGCAGACAGAUAUGUACAAAUUUUGGAGCAACAUAUACUGCCAUCCAGCACCGUCUUUUCCAGAGACGUCCCUGCAUUUUCCAGCAGGACAACUUCAAACCACAUAGUGCCCGGAUUACAAGUGCACGUCUGUGUAAGCAGAGAGUGCGGGUGCUAGAUUGGCCUGCCCGCAGUCCUGACCAUCUCCAAUUGAGAAUGUGUGGCACAUUAUGAAGCACACCAUACGGCAACGAAGACCCCGUACAAUUAUGCAGCUAAAGACCUACAUAAUGGAUGAAUGGGGGAAAAUUCCACUUUCUAAACUUAAACUUGUCUUCAUUGCUUACAUGCUUAAUAAGUGUUAUUAGAAUAAAUGGUGAUGUUUCACAGUGGUAAACACUCGACUGUUUUUUGGAGCGUGUUGCAAUCAUCUGAUUUGAAAUUACUGCACAAAAAACAAUGAAAUUCACAAGGUAAAACAUCAUAUGAUAUGUAGUUGUAGUGCUUUCAAUAUAGCAAAGGGUGAAUAUAAUUCACAAAUCACUCCUUUUUGUUUUUAUUAGCAUUUUUCAUACUGUCCCAAUGUUUUCGGAAUUGGGGUUGUACAAUGGAAGUCAAUGGGGCCAAUUUUUAGAGGGUUUUUUUUUAAACAAAAAGUAGAUGACAGCAUUUCACAUUUUGAACUGCACUUUCAGUGUCAAAAUAAAAGCUACAGGUGAAGUCCAUAGGACAGAAAUACUGUAUAUGACUUUUGUGGGCUAUAACACAAAUAUAAUCCUCAAAAUAAUGAUUCAGUAUUAUAUUAUAAUAAAAAAACCUGACUGGGUCCCACAGUAAUAAUUUAGUAAUAUGCAAAAUUCAACUGUGUUAAAUAUAUAAAAUAAUAAUAAUAGUUUUUGCACAGCUUGUUCAUUCACAAAAAAAAAAAAAAAAAAAAAAAAACAUUUGUAAAAAUAUAUGAAGGUAUUUAUUGUAUAUAAAAUAUAAAUAUAAAAGUGUAUAUCACUGAAAAUGGGGGUGGGGGGGUGGACACCUUUAUUCUUUUUUUUUAUAAUAGAUAUUUAUUUAAUGCCUUUAAAAUAUUUAAUCUACUUGGCUACAAAUGUUGUAUGAAUGAAAUGAUAGUUCCUCUGAUUAAAAAAAAAAAAAAUCACUUUUGAGCCAUUUCAGAGCAAAUAUAUAAUUAUCGAGAAAUAUUUUGAACAUCAUCAAUAGGAGAUAUAAUUUUUGAAGUCAUGUCGCCCAGCUCUAAGUCCAAGCCUUCUGAAGUCAUACAACAGCUUUGUGUGAGGAACAUACAGAAAUUUAGGUUAUCUUACCCUCCGAUAAAGCUCUUAAAUCACAUGUACAAAAGUCUCAAAUUUGGGGUCGUUCCUCACACGAAGCGAUCAUAUGACUUCAGAAGACUUGGGAAAUAUCACAGUCAUACGGACAGUUUUAUUAUACUUCUUUGUCCUUUUUGGAGCUUGACAGUAAAAAUCAACAUCCAAUUUUGUCGCAUGAAAACAGAAGCUCAGACGUUCUGCGUAAUGUCUGUUGUGUUCCGCAGUAGAAAAAGUCAUACGGGUUUUAAACAACAUGAAUGUAAGCAAAUGAUGACAGAACUCUUCCUGUAAUACAUACACACAAGGCUUCUUACUCUUGUACAUUUUAUCUUAAAUUAUCUAGAACCUUGAUAGAUUCAGUCUGACUCUAGAAUCUGGAGCCAGAAGGAUUUUUGCACACUUGAAUCUCUGUGUACAUGAAAUGUAUAUGUAUAUGUAUAUUAUGGUCACGUGUACAGCCUAUGAUGAGCGUUGUGUAAUGAGAUUUGAAUACAAGUGCUGGCGGACUAAACUAAGAUUUAUGAACUUGAGCAAUAUGCAACGGAUCUUCAUAACAUCAAAAUAAUCUGACUGAUCCGUGUUUGGAUUCAUGUCUGAAAUGUGUGUGCCGUUGCUUUGCUGUCUGGUUGAGGGGCUCUGUGUAUUUGCCCCGAUGAAAUCUCCCUCAAUGCUACUCUGUCUCUCUCAGAUUUUCUCUAUCGCUGGACAGAUGAAGUAUGAGCCGUCUGCUGCUAACGCUGCUGCUUAGAGUUUGUGUGGAUGAAAUUAAAGCACAACACACUGCCAACCUGA
Messenger RNA from Myxocyprinus asiaticus (Chinese sucker), 7088 nucleotides. Its product is annotated as myotubularin-related protein 3. The record is from RefSeq and is a predicted model, not a curated record. NCBI's taxonomy places the organism in Eukaryota, Metazoa, Chordata, Actinopteri, Cypriniformes, Catostomidae. The coding region runs from base 221 to 3472 and encodes 1083 amino acids. The transcript has 20 exons. Gene Ontology annotation, molecular function: metal ion binding; protein phosphatase binding; phosphatidylinositol-3,5-bisphosphate 3-phosphatase activity. Gene Ontology annotation, biological process: dephosphorylation; regulation of autophagy.